AUGGAAGAAUUAGUUCAAUAUCGAACUUCAGCUGAUUCUCAUACUAUGACUUCGUCUUUUUCUUCGUAUUACAACAGCAACACAAUCGUGGAUGGUGAUAUGGACUGGCAGUCGAUUUAUACUCUUAAAGAUGUGGCUUCUUGUGUGGAGAAAAUACAACCUGUUCGUUUCAAUGAAAAAAUGCCUUUAUUUUCUACUUUGGAUGUGAUGGCUUAUAGUUCUGGUUAUUCUAUUGGAAGUUGCAAUUGGUUACUGGAAACAAGUUUGAAAAAAAUCGUGGUAAUAUCAGCUUCCUCCACAAGAGCUGAAUUACAUCCUUCGUUAUUGGAUUGUGCUAUUAUGCAGUCGGCGGAUGUUAUUCUGGUUAGUGAUCUUAUAUCUGAUAACAACAAUAAUUAUGAUGUUGGCUGUAAAAAGUUACUCUCUUAUGUAGCUGGUACAGUGGGUGCAAGACACAAUGUAAUACUUCCUCUUGCUAUCACUAGUGGUAUCGUAUAUGAUCUCAUAUGGAUGGUUCAGUCACAUCUUCGAUCGAUUGGAAUGGAAAUUGGCCCUGAACCUCAUCAAAUACCAAUGUAUAUGGUGAGUCCUAUGGCGGAUCAAAGUUUACAAUAUGCAAACAUCUGUGGUGAAUGGAUGACAACGGAUUAUCAAGAAAAUCUCUGGAAAUCUGAAAUGCCCUUACCACAUGGACAUCUUUUAAAAUCCGGUGCGUUGACUACAUUUACUACUAUGGCCUCUAUUCCUAGGUUAACAAAGACAAAGAAGAUGCGAACAUCACCUUGUAUUGUGUUUACUGGAGACCAUCAAGUUAUAUCUCAUGGUGCAACAAACUGGUUUAUACAUCAUUGGGGGGCUGAUCCUCAAAAUAUCUGUCUAUUUACAGAUCCUGAAAUGGUACAAGAUCAGCUACAACAUUACGAUCAAGGUGGAAAAAUGAGAAUGAUGCAUAUACCUUUGGAUACUCGACUUGGUUUAAUACAAUUAAUCGAAUUGUUACGCUUGCACUGGACAUCAACAAACAGUAGAUCUCGAUAUUUAUUAUUACCAAAAUCUUCAUCGUUGGAAUCUUCACCCAGUCAUGCUGUACUACAAGAUUAUCUUUCAAAAUCGAAUGAUAUCACAAUGCAAUUUUACUCUCCUGGAGACAUGCUGGAUAUUGGGAUGAACUUUCAAUGGGAACCUAUCUCCAUUUCAAGCAAGUUGGCCAAGGAACUUAAGCCCAAAGAAAUACCAUGGAUGGCAAAUGCUGAUACGACCAAGAGAAUGGCACCUAUUUCUGGUGAUCUUCAAAUUUACAAUAACGAAUUGAUUUUACGGCGUACAAUACCUCAUUUGGAUCCAGCAUUUUUACUGUCAUCAUCAUCAACAAUGAUCAACGACAAUGAUACACAUCAAGCAAUGGAUGCUUCGGAAAUACUUGAUCGAUUACACAAGGUAAUUAAAUUAAAAAAAAAAGAUCAUUAA
Messenger RNA from Halteromyces radiatus, 1467 nucleotides. RefSeq names its product beta-lactamase-like protein. The transcript has 4 exons. The coding region runs from base 1 to 1467 and encodes 488 amino acids. The record is from RefSeq and is a predicted model, not a curated record. Lineage: Eukaryota; Fungi; Mucoromycota; Mucoromycetes; Mucorales; Cunninghamellaceae. Gene Ontology annotation, biological process: snRNA processing. Gene Ontology annotation, cellular component: integrator complex.